Symbiodinium sp. CCMP2592 is the source of this 4086-nucleotide messenger RNA. NCBI's taxonomy places the organism in Eukaryota, Dinophyceae, Suessiales, Symbiodiniaceae. The record is from the annotation of a GenBank genome assembly.
AUGUGCCAGCUAUGGACUCAGGCGAUUCCAGCCGUGGCUUCGCUUGCGGUUGCGGGGCUUGUGUUGACGGGCCUGUGCAUCAGGGCCCGGAGCCGUCAUGGCAUUCAGAUCGCCGUCGAUGUAAUAGUACUUGCCCAAUGCAACAUGCUGGCCAGCAACACUGCGGCAAUCGUAGAUGCAUAUGACGUCUCACGUACCGUGGACAGGUCAGCGGCCUUCUCAGGUCUUCUAAUCGGUAUUUUCAUGGCUGCGAACCUGACGGGGGCCGCCUUCUCGACUGUUCUCCAGUGUUUCUGCCCUCAUCUCUGGAGCAGCCACGCCAGACGCGCAAUGUUCUGGCCCUUGCUUCUUUGCUCUUGCGGCCCUCUGCUCUACUGCCUCCCGACGGGUCUAAUUUAUGUUGGCCGUGGCCAAGAAUGGCAGGAGGGCCUGGCUGCACUGCUUCUCUUGAGUCGGAUCCUUUCUGGCCUGGGGGCCGGGGCUGCGUCGCAGGUCGGCCUGGUGUGUAUCGCCAAGGGUAGCCAUGCCACAGAGAAGUCCAAGCACAUGGUCCGGUUUCUGUUUGCCAACAUGCUCGGCUGUGGACUCGGACCCCUGCUGGCAGCAUUCUACCACACAGUUUGUCCCUGCCGUGGGGAGUUCGGCCCCCAGUUCUGGCAACUCGGUGUGAUGAAGGUGAUCUUCACCUUGGGAUCCGCGCUGGCGGUCGCCCUCUGCUUCCCCGAGAGGCUGCAGCCGCCUGAGCCGCCUGAGCCGCCAGGGCCGGCAGCGCAAGAAGCGCAAGAAGCGCAAGGCCCCGGAGCCGCAAGCGGAAACGGUUCCGACUUGGAGUCCUCGUCCUCGGAGUCUCCCACAUCGCAGCACCAAGCCGAGCUUGCUCGGCUGGCGAGACAAAGGAAGGUGGUGGUCGGAUGUUUGGCCAUGACAGGUCUCCGUGGCUACUUAAUAACCGCGCUGGAAGGAGCGACGGCUCUUUUUCUCCAGCAGAACUACGGAUGGGAGCUUCACACCAUUGGCUUCUUCGUUGCGCUGACUUUCCUCAUGUGCAUCCCCGGCAAGUUGAUCCAAGGCCGCCUAUCCAAGUGCUUGUCCGAGAAGGCCAUGAUCCGGCUCUUUUCGAUGGUUGCCAUUCUUGGUGCCGUGUUGAUUUGCCUCCAAGACGGCUGGAUGCUUCUGGUGGCCGACUCCUUGCUCUUUCCAUGUAUCUACCUUUCGGAUGCCAUUGGCCGAGGAGUCAUGACGCGACACCUCUUGCCUCAAGGUUCUUGGCUCGACUCCAAUCGCGCGUCCUUCUGGACGCUGCUGUUGGGUGGUGUGGGGCAGACCGCAGGGCCCUGGCUGACACGAUGGUUCUUGCAGACAUCCACACAGACUGCCUAUGCAGCACAGCAAGCGGCUGGAUCUGCAGUGUUCCUGAUCCUGUUCGAGCUGAUCGUCAGACCCAACAUUCUGGAUGCUGUGGCGCAGCCUCAGGUCAAGAUGUGUAAGGAGGGUUCCGGACUUGGGAACGGUGUCGAGACGCUUCAUCAAGAAGCGGACAACAUCAGGAGGUGGCUAGACUCUCGACCAUCGCCAGGUCCGGAGACGAAGCGCUUCGGUACGAGCUCGCGAGAGGACUUGGCAGGCACGCUCGCGAGCCUGGAGAGCCAGAUCUCGCAGCUGAGGCAGCAGCUGGCAAGCGAGGUGCAGGGCCCUGGCCCUGGCCCUCUCCCUCUUCUCAGUGAGCCGAGCUCGGUCAGUAAGGCCCUCUUUGCUCCCACACGGCUGCCCACGACAGCCGAAACGCGUGCACAGCAGGACAUCUUGCAGCUGCUGCAAGCCACGGCCAUGCACUUUCAGGAUCGCAGCUACGAGGCCGACGAGGUGGUCAUCGAGGCGUCUCUGGCCAAGCUCUCACAAAGGCUUCGGGACCUGCGAGCUCGCUACCAGGACAUGCGCAGUCGCUGCGAAGCCCUGGGUCAUCAUCUGCAGGAGGCGAGGGCACAAGAGGCACAGCAGCUCCUGGUCGAGCAAGGUGAGGCCGAGCUCGCACAGUUGCGAGAGGAGGUCCACGAGGCGCAGCGCCGCCGUUCCGAGGCGGAGCGCGAGGAGCGUCGUUUCCAAAAGCUCUGGACUCUGGACACCAUCAUUUGCUUUUCGGUGCCCACAAAGGAGCGAAGGCUGGCCGCAGCCGCGAGGCCUGUGGUGAAGCCUUUUCACGAAGUGCAUCAGGAGUUCCUUGCUGCCGAUUCUUGCAUCGGGCACGACACAGUCCUUCCUGUGAUGAUAGUGAUUCGUCACCUUUUGGAUCAAGGCCUCAGGGUGACGCAGAGCAGCUUUUCCCAAUACUGCCUCGCACCGGAGCCGGAAGGCAUGGCCUUCUCAGGCUCCCCGUUUCAUCAUCACUUGAAGGGCCUCACGACCGAGUAUGAGAGACUCGUGGCCGAGAACGCCGAGUUGCGAAAAGAGCUACACAAGGACCCUUUGCGAGCACUCGCCAAAGACGGCGAAGCCGUCAAGCCAGUGAAUUUGGCCGUGGUCGCGCCUCUGAAGCCUGCUUGCUUGGAGUUGCCGGGGUCUGUGCCGACCGACACAGAUUCGGCACCGCCAGGCCCGGGUGAUCCUCCACCGUCGCUGGACGAGAGAAGGAAGUCCCAGUCCCUCACCACCCCAAUAACCCCAAGAAGUUCCAAAUCCUCCCUUCAUACUCCACGUGGCGGGAAGGCCCGUCUACACGAAGCGAGUCCGGAAGACAAUUCAACUUUCCUGCUGCUGUUGGACAUCGUUCCCGCUUGUGUCAUCUUGGUAAAUGCUGCAGUAGCAGGCAUUAGCGCGGACAUGGAUCCAGACAAUCCAAUGUGGCAGGUGCUCGAAAUUUGCUUCACCAUCUUCUUCAUUGCGGAGAUCAUAGUGAAACUCAAGAUAUUUAGCCCUCGAGAGUAUCUCUUCGGCCCGGACUGGUAUUGGUCCUGGUUUGACAUUCUUUGUGUGGUCCUUGCCCUGGUGGACCUGACCUUGACAAUCUCCGCCGAGACGGACGUCCAAUUCACGACGACAACUGCUGUGCCUGCAAAUGCAACGCCAUGCGCGCCCGAUGCACUGAUGACGACCACUGGCGAGGGGAACGGUGACGCCAGUGUGGCAUCAAGCCUGAAAAUGUUGAAGCUGGCCCGCCUUGGCCGCAUCAUCCGAUUACUGAAAUUCAAGAUCUUCACAGAGCUCAAGCUGAUGAUCCAAGGGGUUUUCACCGGACUGCGCGUGUUGUUCUGGGCGGUUGUGUUGCUGCUCCUCUGCAUGUACCUGCUGGGGGUGGUGACCAAGACCCUUUUCUCGAAAUAUGAGGAGUUUGAGUAUGUCCCAGAUGCCAUGUUCACGAACUUCCGAUGCUUCACGGAUGGUUGUGCAGCUCUGGAUGGCACUCCACUGCAAGAGCGUCUGCGACGAGAAGAAGGCUACGGUAUCUUCAUGUUUGCCUACAUUCUUCUGUAUCUCUUCGUGACGAUUGGCAUCUUCAACCUGAUCAUGGCAGUCUUCAUCGACAACGUUGCAGACGGCAGUACGAAAAAGAGGCAGCGCGAGCUGGGUGAGAACGCCCCGAGAACCGAAUGGGUCUUGGCAACAUCUCUCAGGCACCUGAUCCUCACGAAUAUCUUCCACAAAGAGACAAAAGAUAUGAGUCACAUCAGCGAGGAGGAGCGAAAGAGAAUCCUCAACGAAAAGUUGGAGAAGAUUAGAGAGAUGUAUGGCUACAUGCCGCAUACGGCUCAGGAGUACGAGGCUUUGGCCGACGACAUCCGUACGGACAUGACUGAUCGCAAGGUGGUAGUUACCCAGGAUCAGUUCAACAGGUGGCUCUGCACGGAAAAGGAUUUGAUCAGCAAGCUUGAAGAUGCUGAGAUCGAUCUCUCAUGCAAGUCAGAUCUCUUCGAAGUUCUUGACGCUGACCUCAGCGGGGAGCUCGAGUUCGACGAGAUGAUCGAUGGGCUGUUGAAGUGCCGCGGUCCCGUGUCGAAGACGGAUAUCAUCUCUAUCAGGCUGAAGACGGCCUUGCUUGUGAAGAUGAUGUCCCAGGUUUGUGAGAAGCUGGGAAUUGAUAGCGACGAUUAA